Messenger RNA from Peromyscus californicus insignis, 3995 nucleotides. It is a transcript of the gene Bkgd, whose product is annotated as chromosome unknown C11orf54 homolog. The coding region runs from base 2556 to 3299 and encodes 247 amino acids. Lineage: Eukaryota; Metazoa; Chordata; Mammalia; Rodentia; Cricetidae. Gene Ontology annotation, molecular function: hydrolase activity, acting on ester bonds; zinc ion binding. The transcript has 7 exons. Gene Ontology annotation, cellular component: nucleus. The record is from RefSeq and is a predicted model, not a curated record.
UUUUGCAGAAGGGGCUGAAGGACAACUUUGCUGAUGUCCAGGUUUCCGUGGUUGAGUGCCCAGAUUUAACAAAGGAGCCAUUUACCUUUCCUGUCAAAGACCUCUUCAAGAAAUUUGUCAAGUUUGAAGUGAGAAGGGAAAGAAAUGACCAUUGGUUGAGUAAAACAGUCUCAGUGUGACAGACUGGAGCAGACGUGUCAUGGCAGCAGUAUUCCAAGGUAAGUGGAACAUGAGAGAGGCUCAGUAAACUCAGGAUUAUCCUGAUCAAGACCAAAGACAGGUGUGUUUCAAAGUCUAACUCCCUUCGAUAUGCCCUCUGGUAAUGAGGGAUUAAAAAUUAGUGCAUUUUCUGUUUCUUUUAUUAUGUUAAUUGACAUAUUUGGUUAAAAAGUAAUCUGCUUGGAAUUCUUAGCCGCUAGUCCUGCCUCUCCCUCGUGUCUGUGAAUCCCAUUAUCUGGACUAAGUCCCAUAAUUUACCACAGCCUUAGAGACAUUAAAUAGGAAAGUUCAGUUUCAUGUUGUGGGAGUCGUCCAGGUCAAACAGUCUUUGAUUGUAAAUAGACCAGAUGGCAGUCUCUCUCAACACCUGAAACCAUUAGAAACCGUCUCAAAACGUUUACUUUAUGUGUAGUAGUGCUUUGUCUGCAGGUACGAGUGUGCACCUUGUGCAUGCCUGGUGCCUGUGGAGGCCAGAAGAGGACGUCAGAUCCUCUGAGACUGCAGUUACAGACAGGAGAUGGUGGUGGGUGCUGGGAACUGAACCCCGGUCUAGAAGAGUAUCCAUGCUCCUGACUGCUGAACCAUCUCUCUAGCCCCAGUGAAACCUUGUGAACAAACAAACUAAAAUCGCCCCUUUUUUCCUCUCCCUGUACUCACCUGUGGUUUCUGAUUUCAUUCUGAAGAGUAAUUUGUUUCUCAGGCUGCCUUUCUCUGUCUAGCAGACUCUUUAGGACGCUCUUCCCAGGAUCUUUCCCCCGCCUCCACCUCUUUUGUAUAAUCUUCGGGAGUUUUUCAUAUAAUCUUGUCAUUUUAACCAGGAUCUAGCACCUUUGAAAUCUGUCUCAACUAGCUCUCUAGGAGUUUUCAGUUGUGUGUAGCACGGCUCUGCCUAUGGCUCGCUCCCUUCUGACCUGUUCCCGGGACAGCCGAGAGCCCCUGGGAGUCCCUCCUCCAGCCAUCACCAUCUCCAUCACGCAGUGCACAAUCGGUGGAUACUUUCCGCUCCUCCUCAAACACAGAAGGCACCUGUAAGACUUUUCAUCUCUCCUCUGUAUAACAGUAGGGAGGUUACAUGUGCUUCAGUGAAUGACAUCCUUGCAAGACUUCUCAAGUAAAAGAUAAUUUCUACUCUGCUUUAAAACAGUGCCUUCUCCCCAAUUGUGUCUCACUUCAUUGUUAUAAUAAUUACUAAAAAUGUAGAUAGAGGGGCUGGCAAGGUGGUUCAACAGUGAAAGCCGUUGCUGUCAAACCUGAUGAACCGAGUCUGAUCCCCAGAAUCCACGUGGUGGAGGGGGAGACUCCCACAAGUUGUUCUCUGACCUCCACCACCACACACACACAAAAUAAAUAAAUAACGUAAGUAGAGGGGCUGGAGGGAGAGCUCAGUGGGUAACGACGCUGGCUGCUCCAGCCUGAGUUCAGAUCCCAACACCCACAUAAAAACCUGAAGUAGCCAUGUGUACCAUAACCCCAGCACUCUGGGGCAGAUGCAGAAGGUUGCUGGAGAUUGCUCCAAGUUCAGUGAAAGACCCUCAAGGAAUAUGGUAGAGAGUGAUAGAGCAGGUCACCCAACAUCCUUCUCUGGCUUCUACUUUUGACAUACAUGUGCAGUAUGUGCACAUAAACAUAUACUAUACACACAUACAACACGCUCAGAUAUAUACACAUGCAAUCAAUUAAUAAAUCAAAUAUAUUUUAAAGUGUAAGUAGAGACCCUGGGGAGGAGACAGCUUAGUGGUAGGGUAUGUUUUUAGCCCUGGGUUCAGUCCUUCACACAAAACAACAAAAUACCUACACAACUACAGACAUACACACAUAGAAACUUCCUAGCAUCCAAAGGUUUUCUAUCAUACUUGUUAUUUGUAUAAACAAUGUAUAAAAAGAUUUCUCAGCAUGGAUCUAAAGAAGAAAAUUCUAACCGAGCAAAAUGUCUUAAAAAUUUAAAAAUACAACUUAGGCCAAAAGAAAGAAUACAUUUUUUUAAAAUGAAAAUGCCCUUGGCAGGGGAAGAUUUCUAAGGGAUUACUAGGCAGAUGAAUUCUAGAAUCUCUGCCCACAAGUUAGCCCCUGUCCUCUCAAUAACCACCAGUUGCCAAGCCAUGCUCAGUGACGAUGGCGGCAGCGGCAGUUGAAGCGGGACCAAGAAGGGACCACUUGCACCUUCCCAUCCCUGUUAGUUCCAACCCUGGGAUCCUCUUACAUCUGUUCCUGAUAAGUCAGUGGCUUCUGGAAUCUUAUACUUGAAUGCUGUGUUUGCCUGCUUUUAAGAUGGCUUGUGUUUUUUAGGCAUCUGUGGGCAAACUAGAAUUGCAGAAGUAGGAGGUGUGCCUUACUUAAUGCCUCUUGUAAACAAAAAAAAAGUUUAUGACCUAAAUGAGAUUGCAAAAGAAAUAAAGCUGCCUGGAGCUUUUAUCCUUGGAGCAGGCGCAGGUCCAUUUCAGACGCUUGGGUUCAAUUCUGAGUUCAUGCCAGUUGUUCAGACAGCAAGUGAACACAACCGUCCUGUGAAUGGAAGUUACUUUGCCCGAAUUAACCCUACAGAUGGGAAGUGCCUACUGGAGAAAUACAGCCAAAAAUACCACGACUUUGGAUGCGCACUGCUGGCUAAUCUUUUUGCCAGUGAGGGCCAACCUGGCAAGGUCAUCAAGGUGCAAGCCCAGAGAAGAACGGGACAGCUCAACUUUGUGACUUGCAUGAGGCAGACUCUAGAAAAGCACUAUGGAAACAAGCCUGUGGGGAUGGGAGGCACCUUCGUUGUGCAGAAGGGGAAAGUCAAGGCCCACAUCAUGCCAGCAGAGUUUUCUUCCUGCCCGUUGACCUCAGAUGAAGCUGUUAAUAAGUGGUUACAUUUCUAUGAGAUGAAGGCUCCUUUGGUUUGUCUGCCAGUCUUUGUCUCCAAAGACCCGGGGCUCGAUUUGCGACUGGAGCACACUCAUUUCUUCAGUCAUCACGGAGAAGGCGGACAUUACCACUAUGAUACUACCCCAGACACAGUGGAGUAUCUUGGCUACUUCUCGCCUGCACAGUUCCUCUAUCGCAUUGAUCAGCCCAAAGAGACCCAUGCGUUUGGGAGAGAUUAAAGCAGCUGACGCUUGCUUAGAAGAAGAAAUGAUUAGCUAAGGUUAAAUCACUAACUCAGGAGCUGAUACUAAUUCAAAAAUCCACUAGAGGGCCCUGAAGAGAGUGCUUCCAUAGCAAGCAAACCCCCAGCUUAACCCCCAGCACAGAAGAAAAACAAUAAAUCACUAUGUAAAUGCUAUUUUUAUGGCAUUUGAAAUGCAAGAAUAUAGAUACAUGAUACUCAUAUUAUUUUGCAUCUUUCAUGUGAAGGAGAUUAUUGGGAACAAAGAUACAUAAGCAUACCUCUUGCCUUCUCCUUAAACCUGAACCUUAUGCCAAGGACCCCAACAUGGAUUUAGCAGGAUGGUGGGGGGUUGGGAAUCCAGAGACCUAUUUGUUCCUCUUCCCAAUGUGACUACAUUCAAGAAAUCUUAUGCUUUUCAAAAAAAUGACAAGUUACUGUGUGGUGGUGGUUAGUGUGUGGUGAUGGUGAUUGGAAAAAUUCUUGCUGCUCUAUAUCAUUAGCCAGAAAUCAAUUCUCCAACCUUGAUAAUGUCGACAAGGUGUGGGUCUAAGAACUCCUUAGAACUAAGCUACAAAUAAGUGUUCUGAUUCUCUAUUUUGUAAUGCACACGACUUGUGAGUAUGAACCCCCAAAUUAUUCUUAAAUAAACAUGAUUUUGUGGCAAAACUGAAUAAAAUUAUGUUUAAUAUUG